AUGCUCACCAAAUCCCUCUUCCUGUCUCUGCUCGGCCUGGGCGCUUUCGUUUCUGCCCACACACCACCCUCCGACACAUCAUCCAUCCAAGCCCAUCAGAGCCUCGCCCAGAAAUGUGGCCCCAAAGUUGGCCAAAUGAAGCGUGCCCACGCCCUCCGCCGCCGCGGCUCCAUCGACCCCGGCACCACCGAAACAGACUACACCGUCCACGCCCAAGCCCCUAAGUACGACUUCAUCAGAAACUGGACCAGCAUCCUUACGCCUGAAACUAGCAAUGGGCCAUACUUCUACCCACGUAGCCAGACUCUCAGGCAGGAUAUUCGAGAGGACCAGCCUGGUGUGCCGCUCAGCCUGGAGAUUGGUGUGGUUGAUGUUGAUACUUGUGAGCCGGUCCAAGAUGUGUUGGUUGAUAUCUGGCAUUGCAACGCGACGGGGUCGUACAGCUCAUUUACGGGGUUGUCUCCUAAUGACCCUUUCGAGGAGGUGUACGCCCAACAGGACGAGGGGAAGCCGUUUGAUCUUCACGACGGACUUCCUGAUCUUUCCUUCCUUUCAACGGAUAAUUCGACCUGGCUCCGUGGCAUGUGGCCAACCGAUAAGCACGGCGUUACCUCGUUCACGACUAUCUUCCCUGGUUUCUAUAUCCAACGCGCAAUUCAUAUCCACGCGCAAGUCCACACAAACUGGACCAUCCGCUCAAACGGCACCCUCGUCCACGGGCCCAUCGUGAGCACCGGGCAAAUCUUCAUCGAUGAGAAACUCGAGCAGGAAAUCAUGGCUCUGGAGCCGUAUGCGAGUCACACGGAGAUUGAACGUGUGAAGAACCUCGAUGAUGGAAUUUAUACCACCGAGUCUAACACCGGGGCAAUGACCAUUCUUGAUACCGAGCCGUUGGAUGGGGUUGACUAUAUGAAUGGUGUCGUUGGAUAUAUUACUUUGGGAAUCCAACAAACGCAUAUCCGGAACGGGACUACUAUUGAUGCUUUGCCGAGUGCGAGCCCUACUCCUAGUUCUUGA
Messenger RNA from Aspergillus ruber CBS 135680, 1017 nucleotides. RefSeq names its product intradiol ring-cleavage dioxygenase. The record is from RefSeq and is a predicted model, not a curated record. The transcript has 7 exons. Gene Ontology annotation, molecular function: ferric iron binding; oxidoreductase activity, acting on single donors with incorporation of molecular oxygen, incorporation of two atoms of oxygen. Bases 1 to 1017 code for a protein of 338 amino acids. NCBI's taxonomy places the organism in Eukaryota, Fungi, Ascomycota, Eurotiomycetes, Eurotiales, Aspergillaceae.